This is a messenger RNA of Pogona vitticeps (central bearded dragon), 5061 nucleotides long. The record is from RefSeq and is a predicted model, not a curated record. NCBI's taxonomy places the organism in Eukaryota, Metazoa, Chordata, Lepidosauria, Squamata, Agamidae.
AGGGACAGGGCAGCCAGCCCGGGCUCUCUGAUAGGAGCGGGCCCAGGCCAGCCAGCCCAAGCUCGACCCCCUCUUCCUGAAACCCCGCCUUCCUGCUUUCGGCGGCGGUUGCUGCUGCUCCUGCGGCCGUCGCCGCUGCCGACUCGGUGGUAGGAAAUAGUCGCGGGCAGAAGCUCGACGUGUCCGGAAAGGGGCGCGCGGCUUGGCUACCCCACCGGCAGCCACCUCCGCCUGGGUCCCGCCCCCUCGCGAGCCAUGCUUGACCCGUCCUCCAGCGAGGAAGAGUCCGAGGAGGUGCUGGAGGAAGAGAGGCGGGAUGGGCCGACGACGGCGCCCGGCAGCGGCAGCAACAGCUCUCAGCGCUCCUUCCCGGCCGCUCCCCGAGAGCCUGGGCGGCCAGGAGGGAGCGCGGCGGCGGCGGCGGCGGCGGCAGCCAGACCGGUCAGCCCCAGCCCUUCGGUGCGCAGUGAAGGCAGGGAAGAGCAGGAGCGGCUGCAGAAGGAGGAGAAGGAGCGGCGGCUCCGACUGCAGCUGUACGUCUUCAUCGUGAGGUGCAUCGCCUACCCGUUCAACGCCAAGCAGCCGACGGACAUGGCCCGGAGGCAGCAGAAGCUGAACAAGCAACAGCUACAUGUUGUGAAGGACCGCUUCUUGGCCUUUCUAAAUGGAGAGACACAAAUUGUGGCUGAUGAAGCAUUCUGCAAUGCAGUUCGAAGUUACUAUGAGGUUUUUCUCAAGAGUGAUCGAGUUGCCAGAAUGGUCCACAGUGGAGGGUGCUCAGCAAAUGACUUCAGAGAUGUUUUUAAGAAGAACAUAGAAAAAAGGGUCCGAAGUUUGCCUGAAAUAGAUGGAUUAAGCAAAGAGACUGUCCUGAGUUCUUGGAUAGCUAAAUUUGAUGCCAUUUAUAGAGGAGAGGAGGACUUGUACAAACAGCCCAAUAGAAUGGCCCUAAGUGCUGUGUCAGAACUUAUUCUGAGCAAAGAACAACUUUAUGAAAUGUUUCAACAGAUCCUAGGGAUUAAGAAGUUGGAGCACCAACUAAUCUACAAUGCCUGCCAAUUGGACAACGCAGAUGAGCAAGCAGCCCAGAUCAGACGUGAACUUGAUGGGCGCCUGCAAAUGGCUGAUCAAAUGGCAAAAGAAAGAAAAUUUCCAAAGUUUAUAUCCAAAGAAAUGGAACACAUGUAUAUAGAAGAAUUGCGUUCUUCAGUGAAUUUGCUGAUGGCAAAUUUGGAAAGUCUUCCAGUGUCUAAAGGUGGACCAGAAUUUAAACUACAGAAGUUAAAGCGAUCACAAAACUCAGCGUUCUUGGACAUAGGAGAUGAAAAUGAGGUUCAGCUGUCAAAAUCUGAUGUGGUGCUGUCAUUCACUUUGGAGAUUGUUAUAAUGGAGGUUCAAGGCUUAAAGUCACUGGCUCCCAACCGCAUUGUUUACUGCACAAUGGAAGUAGAGGGAGGAGAGAAACUCCAGACAGACCAAGCUGAAGCAUCAAGACCACAAUGGGGAACUCAAGGUGAUUUUACCACAACUCAUCCUCGACCCAUAGUCAAAGUGAAACUAUUUACUGAGAGCACUGGUGUCCUUGCGCUUGAAGAUAAGGAGCUAGGAAGGGUGGUGGUGUACCCAACAUCCAAUAGCUCAAAGUCACCUGAGCUGCAUAAAAUGAUAGUCCCAAAGAAUAGUCAGGACUCAGAUUUGAGGAUAAAGCUUGCUGUGAGGAUGGAUAAACCAGCACACAUGAAGCAUUGUGGGUAUUUGUAUGCCCUUGGUCAGAAGGUCUGGAAACGAUGGAAAAAGCGCUACUUCGUUCUUGUGCAGGUUAGCCAGUAUACAUUUGCUAUGUGCAGUUACAGAGAGAAGAAAUCUGAACCUCAGGAACUAAUGCAGCUUGAAGGAUAUACUGUGGACUAUACAGGACCCCAUCCAGGUCUCCAAGGUGGUCAGAUGUUCUUCAAUGCAGUAAAAGAAGGUGACACAGUGAUAUUUGCCAGCGAUGAUGAGCAAGACAGAAUCUUAUGGGUUCAAGCGAUGUAUAGGGCAACAGGACAGUCUUAUAAGCCUAUUCCUGCAAGUCAAGCACAGAAAAUUAGUCUAAAAGGAAGCAAUACCCACACUGAUACAUCUCAGAAUGCUGAUCGUGCUCAGAAACAUGGCAUGGAUGAGUUUAUUUCUGCUAAUCCUUGCAAGUUUGACCAUGCUUCACUCUUUAGAGUACUUCAGAGGCAGACCUUGGAUCACCGAUUGAAUGAUUCCUAUUCUUGUUUGGGUUGGUUUAGCCCAGGCCAAGUCUUCGUGUUAGAUGAAUAUUGUGCUCGUUACGGCGUGAGAGGUUGUCACCGUCAUCUAUGCUACCUGAAUGAAUUGAUGGAGCACUCAGAGAAUGGCGCUGUCAUUGACCCAACCUUGCUCCAUUACAGUUUUGCCUUUUGUGCUUCUCAUGUUCAUGGCAACAGGCCUGAUGGAAUUGGAACUGUGACAGCUGAAGAGAAAGAAAGGUUUGAAGAUAUUAAGGAAAGGCUUUCUUCCCUCUUAGAAAACCAGAUAAGCCACUUCAGGUACUGCUUUCCUUUUGGACGUCCCGAAGGAGCCUUAAAAGCUACACUUUCAUUACUUGAAAGGGUCUUAAUGAAAGACAUUGCCACUCCCAUACCAGCAGAAGAAGUGAAGAAAGUAGUUAGAAAAUGUCUGGAGAAAGCAGCCUUGAUCAAUUACACUCGACUUACAGAUUAUGCCAAAAUAGAAGCCACAAACAGAAAGGAUCCAGAGACGUUGAAUCAAGCUUCUCUAUCUGUAAAGCUGGAAGAGGUUAUUCAUUUAGCAGAACUCUGCAUUGAAGUCCUGCAGCAGAAUGAGGAGCACCAUUCAGAGGCAAAAGAGGCAUUUGCUUGGUGGCCAGAUUUGCUGGCUGAACACGGAGAAAAGUUUUGGUCCCUUUUUACUGUUGACAUGGAUGCCGCACUGGAAGCACAGCCACAAGACUCCUGGGAUAGUUUCCCUCUUUUCCAGUUGCUAAAUAACUUCCUGAGAAAUGAUCCACUUUUGUGCAAUGGAAAGUUUCACAAGCACUUGCAAGAGGUUUUUGUUCCCUUGGUCAUCCGCUACAUUGAUCUCAUGGAAUCAUCCAUUGCCCAGUCUCUUCACCGAGGUCUUGAACAAGAGUCAUGGCAGCCUGUCAAGACCAUCACCAACAGUCUUCCCAAUGUAGCUCUUCCAAAAGUUCCAAGUUUGCCUCUUAAUCUUCCCCAGAUACCUAGUUUUGCUACACCGACCUGGAUGGCUUCUUUAUAUGACUCCACUAAUGGAUCAGGAACAUCAGAAGAUCUCUUCUGGAAACUUGAUGCAUUGCAGAUGUUUGUCUUCGAUCUUCAUUGGCCAGAACCAGAAUUUGCCCACCACUUAGAACAGAGACUUAAACUCAUGGCCAGUGAUAUGAUAGAAGCCUGCAUCAAAAGAACAAGAAUUGCUUUUGAACUCAAACUGCAGAAGGCAAGCAAAUCAACAGAUUUGCGUAUUCCUUCUUCUAUGUGCACUAUGUUCAAUGUACUGGUUGAUGCCAAGAAACAAACAGCUAAACUCUGUGUUCUGGAUGGUGGGCAGGAGUUUGCUAAUCAGUGGCAGCAAUACCAUUCAAAAAUAGACGACUUGAUUGAUGAAACCGUGAAGGAAGUAAUUUCACUUCUUGUUUCAAAGUUUGCUACAGUGCUGGAAGGUGUACUGUCUAAAUUAUCAAGGUAUGAUGAAGGCACUUUCUUCUCAUCAAUACUUUCAUUCACUGUGAAAGCGGCUGCAAAAUAUGUUGAUGUUCCUACUGCAGACCACAACUGUAAACCAGGAAUGGACCUAGCUGACACUUACAUCAUGUUUGUUCGUCAGAAUCAAGAUAUACUUCGCGAUAAGGUCAAUGAAGAAAUGUACAUUGAAAAAUUGUUCGAUCAAUGGUACAGCAGCUCCAUGAAAGUCAUAUGUGUGUGGCUGGCUGAUAGAUUAGAUCUCCAGCUUCAUAUCUACCAGCUGAAGACUCUCAUCAAGAUAGUGAAGAAAACCUAUCGAGACUUUAGGCUACAAGGUGUACUGGAGGGAACUCUGAACAGUAAAACAUACGAGACUAUCCACAGCCGUCUUACAGUAGAAGAAGCUACAGUCUCUGUGUCCAAUGGGGGUGGACUUCAAGGCAUCACUAUGAAGGACAGUGAUGAAGAAGAAGGCUGAUAUUCUGUGUCUCUCACAUACUGUUUUGCUUUAUAACUUGUCCUCACAUUUGUCUCUAUGGUUUUUGCCUUAAUGCCGGAGUAGUACCAUGUAAAUUCGUCCCACUCCAAAGAAAGACUAAAGUGGGCUCUGCAAGAGGGAUGAAGAAAUGGGAGUGGAGAGGGGUGCCCAGGAUAUUCUGGACCUGGUGGGGUUUCUUUUUUCCCAUAUUCUUUUUUCUGUGUAGCUUUGCUUCGCACUAUGAGAAUGCCAGCACAGAGUCUGAGCUCCAUUCGUGCUUUGUUCCUUUUUGUUUGUAGCGUCACAGUCUCUUCCUGUAACUUCCUGAAGAAUAGGCAUGCCCUGUGCAGAAUGCAAACUAUGUGCAUCACACACAGCCAGACAGGCACUCAUUCUUGCAAAUCUUCAGUUCCAUUGUUAAAGUCAAAUCCUGUGUCAUUUGCAAGGAUUGCAGCCCUACCUGUACUAUCCAUAGUUUGUUGCUAUUGGGCUUGGGGUGCAUUUUUCCUCCUUCGUUUAUUAGCUGAAGUGCAUCAAAAAUCUUACCUUUGGUUCCUAGUGUUUUGAUUUUGUUUUGUAUGAAGGCAGGAUUGCAAAAACUGCCAAAAACCCAUGAAAUAAUGCUACAUUUUCAUCCUUGUUGCAAAUUUAAACAUGCUGUCAUCCUGUUAAAUGUUAGGAAGCUUGCCUUCAGUAUUUCUAUGUCUCUGUGAAAACAUGCAGGCAAUAAGAACCCCUUACCUAUUUUUGUCACAACCACCUCUGUAUCUAUCCCACAUUUGUAUAAAGUUCUCAAAUUAAAAGAUGUUUGCAAUAUAUGAAAGCAUGUGAUGUCCUUUGGGGGGGGUAUCU